AGAAAAAGCGCGACGAAGAAAAAGAUGGCGGACAUGCCAAACCAAAACAUCGCCUGAACUAUCAAAAAAGAUGUGACAACUGUAAAACGAACUAUUAAUGUUAAAAAUUUCCUUUUUUUUUUAUUCAAGUCGAGGUAAAAAAAAUGUCUUUGAGUGCGACGUGUGAGUCUGUUGCUCAGAAAAGGACAUUGUCGAGCCUCCUCGCUGGUCGUGUGCUGAAGAAGCCAAAGCUUGGAGAUGGUCGGAGGUUGCAGGUGGAAGCAAUCCAACUGUUGGAGCAACAUCAGGACCUUAGCAGCCUGUUUCAGGAGGUGGUGACUCCAGAUUUGUGCAACACUUUGGGCUCUCAAAACGAUGAACAGAAACCGUCUUUGCCGAAGGGAAUCUGCUCUCCCUUCGCUGGAUCUUUGCUGUUGAAUGAACUGAAGCGUCAGGCCGCACAAAUAGGCGUGUCGGUCACUGUGCUUUCAGCGAGGAUGAUACUGGAAAGACUGGUGGAGAUCACUCAAGAGACCGAUGAAGAAAAGCAGGAAGAAAACAGUAGCCGAGGGAUGUUCACGUGUCAUCAGAGGGUCCAGCUGUGUGCUCUGUUUGAGUCCGGCAGAGAACUGCUGUCACUGGGAGCCCUUUGCCCUAAACUGCUCUGGCAGGAGUACAGGAGAGGUCAGAAACUUCCCAAACUGGAGGUUGUGUACUAUUUACAUUCAUACAACAUCCUCUCCCUGAAGUCCAUCAUGAAAAGUGAUGAAGGUGUUGGAACAUGGCUGUUGUCUCAAAUGAAAGCUCUUUCUGAAUGGACACCUCCAGACACAGAGGAAGAAACCAAAAAAGUUCAAAAGAAAGUUUUAUCAACUGUGGUUGGCUUCUUGGUGGGAGGAGGCUUCGAGAAGAUCCACGACGCCGCAGCAACAGACGUUAAGAUCUCCCUGCUGUGCUGCUCUGUGAUGGACGAUCUGCUCCUCUGGGUUUUGGACAUUGUGGACAAAAGUUCAGCACAUCAGUCAGUUGAGACAGGAGCCAAGCUUUGGCUUGAAAUAUUUGAUUCAUCCCUUUGUGGGGUCUUAGCGACAGAAGAGGCGGUCCAGCGUUUUUUUACUCAUUUCCUUACACAGACUCUCACCUACAAACCUCAACUAUCAGUGUCGGAUGCCAUAAGUCUGCAGAAUGAAUGGACUUUUGCCAAAGCCAGCUGCUGUCUGACUACACUUUUCCGAAAGCUGGCGGUGGUUUUCAGUGUGGGCCAGCUCUUGGGUCACCUGCAGCGGGUUCUGGAAACUCACGAGGUCAACUGGAAACAUGUCCUCUGCUUCCUCUCCACUCUCUUGGUUUAUGAGCAGUCUGCCCAGUCCAGCCUCAAAGACCUGCUGUCCAGACUUCUGAACUCUGCAUUUCACGGCUAUGACCUGGAGAACAUGAUAACUGCCUUCUUGUUGGCUCGACAGGGUGCGCUGGAGGGUCCCGCCAUCUUUUUUUCCUACAGUGACUGGUUCAAGAUGUCUUUCGGCAGUGGCAGUGGCUACCAUGCAAACAGCAAGAAAUCCCUGGUGUUCCUGUUGAAGUUCCUCUCUGACCUGGUGCCCUUUGAGCCUCCACAGUACCUCAAGGUUCACAUCCUGAACCCUCCUUAUGUGCCUGUGAAACACCGCAGUCUUCUCAUGGAGUACGUUUCUUUGGCAAAGACUCGACUUGCUGACCUAAAGGAGUCUGUGGAGGACAUGGGUUUAUAUGAAGAUGUUUCCGGUGCAGCAGUGCAGCCCGAAUGUCAGGCGGAGCAGGAUGUGGAGAAAGCCGUGUCUUUGUUUAGGACCACUGGCAGGAUCUCUGCGACAGUCAUGGAGGCCAGUAUCUUCCGGAGGCCGUAUUUCUUGACCCGAUUCCUUCCUGCUUUGUUGAAGCCCAGACUGCUUCCCGUGAAACAAGAUGAUCUGAUGAGCUUCAUUGAAGCUUUAAAGAAGGCAGAUAAGAUCCCUGCGGCACUGUAUUCCUCUUAUCUAGAGUCUUGUCAGAAACAGCGACAGCAGAAAAAAAGUGUUGUGUGUUUGGACACCAAAGAUGAUCCUCUGGAGGUUGUCAGGAUUCAGCUGCAGGAGUUCACAGAGCUGGUUACUAGUGGAAACCAUGGAGAGAUGUCAGCCCAGCUGUCCCGGAUCUCCCACACUUUGAGCAUCAUCUUUCCCGGUUGUCCCAAUGAACCGACUGGAAACACCGUCAUCAUCCUGAACACUGAUGGCGCUCUGUUGGCUGAGCUGCACUCGAACGCUGUCAACAUCCUCCUGAGAAACUUCUGUCAGUGUCUGUUAAACGCUUCCAGAUCAAACUCUCCCAACCAACAAAACCAGUGGGCGUCUAUGUUUGUUCGUAUGCUGCUUGGGAACACGCAGCUUCUAUCCAGUCUCAUGAACAGACUGUGGGACCUUUUUCAUAACCAGGGCUCAUUGCUUAAUUCUGCACAUGUACUCGGAUUGGCAGUGUUUGUGGUUCACCUUCAGGCCUCCAUGUCCCACAAUCCCCUGGUUCAGCUGGCUUCAACUGUUCGACAAGAACCGAUCCCGUUCAGAAAUGUUCUCAGCUCGGCUCUUGUGUGCAGCACACUCCCCAACAUGCUCUUCUGUGUCAGGUUGUGUGUUGCCGCUGUGUGUUAUGGGAUCUGCGCCGGAGACUCACUGCCUGAACAGCAACAACAGGAGUUCAUCCCCAGCAGCAUUUUUAAGAAGCUCCUGUACCUCAUACCAAGACUUAUGCCGGAGGCCAGAGGAACUAUUGCUGAGGUUUCUGAUCAGGAGGAGUGCGGUCUGUGGAGCAGCAUCACAGACAGCAACAGCACCUGGAGCAAGGCCGCCUGCUGCCUGUGGAGACACAAAGCCUUCCAACAGCUCCAGCUGCUGCCGCAGUAUAGGUUGAGUUUCUCCGAAUGGCUGCACAGCGAACUCAGAGUUCAAAGGAGUGAAGACGCGCUGUCUGACACACAGCGUCAGGAGUAUCAGCAAUGGGCUUGUAUGGAUUUUUAUCUUCCUCUUCCUGAGGAGCAGGGAGGCUGCGGCGGAGACAUGAAGAACCUCUGCUCGCACUUUCUCAACGCCAUCAUGGACCAGCAGCCAAGCAGUGACUCCAGCCCUGAAAGGCCUUUCGUUCAGCCAGGAACAGCAGAGACAGGAAGCUGCCUGCCAGACCUCCUGUCCAGGUUACAGGAGCUGAUCUACGAGAUGGAGGUCAGCUGUGGUCACAGACUCGAUCUGUGCGACUUCCUGUUUGAGCUGCUGUCUCAGAGAUGCCCGCCCACAGGGACGUCGGCCUCGAUGAGCAUCGGCACUGAGCUCAGUCUGCAGCAAACGCUACACACAUGGAACAGGGUUCUCCCGUCUCUCCCAGCUGUUCUUUUCAUCCGAGUAAAGACAGAAGGAGAAAGAACAACUGUGGAAAUAAACAAGCUAAUAGAACAUGUCAACCAGCAUCAGAGGAGAGUAUGCGCUCCGGCCGGCUUGCUGCCCAGCCACAUAACUGCACACUUCUUGAAGGGCCUAAUAUAUGCUUGUGUGCAGUGUAAAUAUCCAGCAGAAGAAUUGAGCAAAGUCUGGUCUCACAUAGGUCUUCACUGUCCUCUGAUGCUGGUCUCUACAGCGCACUGGUGGCGACGUUUGUCUGCAUUUGCAUUUUCACUCUGGCGGCGCCUGAGUGACGGCGCGUCUCCACCACAGCAGCUGCAGCUCCUCACUGACUGUCAGCACUGGGCCAGCAGCUUAGUGAAUGGUCAGGGGCUGCCGAUGCCUUCAGCUCCAUCUAUUCUUUUGGCGGCCAGCCUUCAUCGUUCUUGGCAGAGCUGUGAAGUAAAAAGCCUCCGUGUUGCCCUGAAUUCCCUGCAACACCAGAAAGAUGUCAAAUAUAAGCAGGUGCUUGUUUUUCUGCUCUUCUUCCACGUCAACGACUAUCUGUCAGCACUUUUGGAUCCUGAGGGAAAGAAUGUAGACCAAAUCAGACUCUUCUGCACUGAGCUUGUCAGCGCGUCGAUGAACUCUGCCGACUGGCUGCUCCUCUUCACAACAGACGAGCAAGGCAUUUAUCAUUUGGUAACCAGAGUGACAUCCGACAGGGUAGCUCUGUUAUUCCCCUGGGCUUUUUGCAGCUUGCUCUUUCAGGAAAAUGCAGGUCUGCUUCAGAGCGCCACACGAUGUCCAGGGUUCCUGCGUACCGCCAUCCUCUGCUACAUCUCCGCUCUGCAGCUCUACCUGGAUGGACAAACUCCAAAACCUGCUAAGCAGCUGCUGGAGCCUUCCCACAUUCUGAGCCUCACAAAGCAGUUUCUCCUAAGUCUGAUUCCUCAAACGUCUCCAGCUUCCGUGUCCUCCAUCCAGCUCAGACAGCUUGAGUCCCGCUGUGCAGACCUGGACCCAGAGUUGUCUGCAGCUCUCUCCAUGCACCUGGACCCCCACAGCCUCAGCCCUGAGAUCGACUUCCUCUGACCUGCAGAGCUCUUCAACCGUGACGUACACCUUUUACGGAGGUUUUGUUCCAACUCGAAAACACGUUUCUGCCACAAAUGUUUAAAAAAACCUGUACAUUUUAUUUGCUUUUUUUUUUUUACACAAUGCACACUUGUUUACACACACAUGUACAUUUGAAGCCCUUCCAUUGCUAGAUUAUAAAAUAAAACUCUUUCAAAGAGUAAUAACUUAAAA
Messenger RNA from Oryzias latipes (Japanese medaka), 4673 nucleotides. RefSeq names its product FA complementation group A (gene fanca). Gene Ontology annotation, cellular component: Fanconi anaemia nuclear complex. Gene Ontology annotation, biological process: interstrand cross-link repair. NCBI's taxonomy places the organism in Eukaryota, Metazoa, Chordata, Actinopteri, Beloniformes, Adrianichthyidae. The record is from RefSeq and is a predicted model, not a curated record.